GUGCAGGUGUACCAGAGGGAGAUGCGCUGAUCUGAUCUGGUGUGAAAGUCAGGUGGGGAGGAAAGAGGGGUCUCCCUGCAGGAAGCAUAUUCUGCAUCUUGAACAUCUCCCACUGUUUCUGUGUGAAUUUAGGAACUGCUUCUUGGCAGCCUGGAUCACAGAUGUCUGUUUUCUAAAAUCAUGUGGGUUAUUUCCCUUUGUUAAUAACACACACAUAUUUUCUUGUGGGCUGACAACGCGCUCAGCUUUCUGAUGAAGACUGCAAAUGCUUUUGAAUGCUUCCGAUAUCAGAGGCAAGGAAAUAUUUUCUUCAGGAGCCUGGGAAAACAUUUAGUCUAGGAGUGUUGUAACAAUAGGAAAGCUACUAGAAUAAGCUUGAAUGAGUUGUUCAUCCUGGGAGAAACCAAGAAAUAGCUGAAAGCAGUUCCCACUGCUUCUGUGGGGCACACACCCUUACUUAAAUCAGAGUUGGUAAAUCUAAGAUUAUUUGAUUAUGUAAGGUGCAUAGGAGUGUCUAAUAUAUUGACUGCGUUUGCACAUCACAGUAAACCAGAACUCUGGAGAGUUCUGCCUUACCAUGAAUGAAUGAGCAUGGUGGUACCCAUGGCCUGACAUCACAUUGUCUGUGGUUUACUUAUUAGGAUUGUCGUGAUUCCCUUGGGGGUGUUCCUCUUCCAAGAAAAAUCUAGAGCCCUUAGGAGUCAGGUGUCUCAUGCUCUCUGAUUGAACCCUGCUGCUUUAUACCUUCUCACCUACUAGAUCUAACCAUGGGAUAUCUUGUAGGCGCACAGCUCAUUUUGAAUUGUAAAGAGCUGUUUGUGUUUUAAGCUUUCGCAAGAAUUCAAGUGUAAAUCUUAAAAGCAGAGCUGAACAACAUUUAAGGCAAAGAUCUAAAGUUUGGAGCUGUGUGUUCCAUGGGUUUGAAGAGCACCCCUGAAAUGCACACUUUCUCGAGAGUAAGCCCUGUUUAAUGUACAUUUCGAAAACCCUUAGAAGAUUCUGCUCUGCAUUUCUUAGACUGCAGCCUCCCUGUGUUUAAUACCACAGAAAUCAAAGGGAGUUUCAAAAGCAGUUGUGACAUGGAGGAAACACAUGAGUAAGUUUAUUGCAGGGGCCUCAUGUUCCAUCGGUGCACCAAUGUGAGAACCUGUAUUGAAAUGUUGACUUUUUCUCUUUGGGUUGUGGAUAUAAACAGCUUUCAAUUUAAGCGCCAGACUGAUCACCAAAGGUGAUCACCAGUUGUAUAGAGGUGAGUAAGUAAGCUAGCAGAGGGAGGCAUGCAGCACCUAGGCCUUCUCCUUGCUGGCACAGAAAUUCAACAGGGCGCUCUAAGAGGAAUGGAGCUCUCCGUUCUCCUUCAGUCUAUCCAUGGUGGACUAGUAGAUACUUUUGCAGCUUAGCGACUUUUGUGGACUUAAGUACAAGUCUGAUACAAAAUGUUAUGCUAGAUUUCUUGCUGAUGAAGCAACAAGACACUUGUGUGUUUCAUAACAGUGGUUGUGUCUGGAUACUUUAUCAGCCUGUUUGUGGAGGAAGCAGAUUCCUCCCUGCUCCAUCCUUCUCUUUCUUGCCUUCCCUUGCCGCCAGUUCCUUCAUACCACAAACCCUCCAACAUUUCACAAAGGGAAAUCAAAACAGAUUUGUACACUUGGAGAAGCUCCUGUUUUGGCCUCAAAUAAUGUUUCCAAAGGCCCUUCUUUGCAUGCUUGCUGUAUCCUAAGGGAGGGGCAGAGACUGUGUGUUGAGAUACUGUUCUGUCUUCCCCCAGUGUCUCCGUGCCUCCCAAGAAGAUAGAAGUUGCCAAACUUCUCCUGAGAGCAGCCAGAGAAGAAUGAUGUGGGUUGGGCUUCCUUCUGCCUGAACUGAUGGUUAAAGAACCUCACUCUCUUGAUAAUGAGCAGCCUUCUUGGAAUUACUGGAGAAAGAAAUGGUGAUAUGGAUCUGUGAAGUCCUAUGCAUUCAAGGCGGUCCUGCUGAAGGCAAACAUGCUUUGGAGGCUUCUGAAAUGCUCGUAUUGCCAAGGACCUUUCUCCUAGAGAGCUUCCUGUAGUGGAUUCACCCUGGGCCAAAAUUCCUCAGGCUUGUUCAACUCCUGAUAGUGUCUCUGAUGCUCUGCACUUUCAUUGUGGAUUAUCAGUCAAUGGUGCUGGAAGAUGGGGCUAUAGCUUCUUGAUAGCAAUCCUGGAAGGUGGAUUGUGCCUCAUCCCUUCUUUCUCCUGGUGUGGAAUUUACACAUUUCUUCUAUUUUCCCCUUUCCUGCCCUUCUACCUCAAAAACCUGCUUUGAAAAAGUGUAAACAUUUUCCAGAAACAGUUAUCCAAAAUGACAAGUCUGUUCCGAAGGAGCAGCAGCAAUGGCAGCUCAAGGAACAACUCCUCUGCCCAGGAACUUAACAACAACCGUCCUGCAAGGCAAGUCCGGCGGCUGGAGUUUAACCAGGCCAUGGAGGAUUUCAAGACUAUGUUUCCCAACAUGGAUUAUGACAUCAUUGAAUGUGUCUUGAGAGCCAACAAUGGUGCCGUGGAUUCCACCAUCGACCAGCUGUUACAGAUGAACCUGGAUGGCAGUGGAUGUGAGGACAGCACAGAUUCAGAGGAUAGCAUUCCACCGGAGAUCUUGGAACGGACUCUGGAACCAGACAGUUCAGAUGAAGAGCCCCCUCCCGUUUAUUCUCCUCCCUCCUAUGACAUGCAUGUGUUUGACAGACAGUAUCUGCAGGCGCCUCCAACACCGCCGCCCAGGAUUGAUAUCCAAAAUCCCAGCGGCCCCCAGGCACUGCGGCGGUACAGGAAUUGGAAUCCACCAUUACUAGGCAACCUGCCCGACGACUUCCUCCGCAUCUUGCCCCAGCAAAUGGACAGGAUACAGAGUUCACAGAGCUGCCCUCAGAGCAUACCAAGCCCAGGAACCCAGAGAGCCCAGGGCUCCACAGACCAGGAGAGAAAGUGGAAGCAGUACCUGGAAGACGAGCGGAUCGCGCUCUUCCUGCAGAAUGAAGAGUUCAUGAAGGAGCUGCAGAGGAACCGGGACUUCCUCCUGGCCCUCGAGAGAGAUCGGCUAAGGUAUGAGUCCAAGAAAUCCAAGAUGAGCAGUGCGGCUGUCAGCAGUGAUGCUGGUUUCUCCUCUGUAUUACCAGAUGAUGUCACUCGCUCCUUAACCGGCAUGUCCAGUGGUGCUGUCUCCGAAGAUGCCUUAUUCAGGGACAAACUGAAACACAUGGGAAAAUCUACACGCAAGAAGCUUUUUGAACUCGCCAGGGCUUUUUCAGAGAAGACCAAAAUGAGGAAGUCAAAAAGAAAACAGCUGUUGAAGCAUCAAAUGAUGGGGACUGCAGCCUCAACAGCUAAUCUUCUGGAUGAUGUUGAAGGACAUUCCUGCGACGAAGACCCCCAAGCAAGGAGACGGCAAUUACCUGUAGAAGAAGAACCAUCAAAAGAAGUGCAGUAGGGUAAUUUGAGACCCCGAGCUGGCAGUUCUUUCAAAAAAAGAGCAGGUAAAUAAGGUGAGAGUCAGAAGAUGGCUGACAAGGAAGAUGAAUUUGGGGCUGGUGCUUGCGUUGUCAGUUCCUGAACUAGAAGCAUUAUAUCAAGGCACACGAUGCUUUCUUACCAACGGGUUUGAAAACAGUUCCAGAGGGUUUUUUCCCCUCCGUGUUCUCCAAUCUGAGGAAUUCAGAAAAAAAACACACACAGCAGGGUAGAGAUAAAAUUAACAUCUUCCCUGAUUUUUUCUACAACAGUCUUUGCAGCUGGAGAAUGACUUUCAAGCUACAGAUGGGUCAAAGCCCUGUCUUUCUUUGUCAUACAGUGCUGUUCAGAUGUAUGAAUGAAAAAUAAUACUCAAAAGUGGAUUUUGGCCUGACAUUUUCAAACCAUAUCUCCUUAACUAACAGAUACGUGUGACCAGUUACAGAAUGGCUUCACAAUGUUGAUGUAUUGUUCAUAGUAUUAUUUUAUGUUAUAUUAUUAUUAUAAUUAUAAUUAUAUAAUUAUUGCUGCUAAUAGAAGAUAUGCCCAAAUCAAGAUAUCUGGUUAUCCAUUAUCAGAAUAUAAUAAGCUUCUCUACAUGAAAAGGCAUUUCUGCCAAUCCCUGUCGCCACCAGAAAAAUGUUUUAUGAUGGAUUCAUCAUUUCAUUGGUCGAUUGAUGCUUGUUUGAAAAAAGCAACUUAAAAUUGAUGUUUGCCCACCUUUGGUCACUUCCCCCCUCAUGGUGUCAGCGUGAUUCCUCUUCUAGCUUAGUAUUCUUAUUGCUCAGAGGUAAGAGUGAAAGAUAGCAUUGGUGUGAAGGAGUGUAUUCUGUGUAUCCCCCCCCCCCUUUGUGUUUCUGUUAAUUGGGUCUCCUGAAGGACAUUGGCAUGAGAACCUGUUGUUUUUUCCCCACGUGGAUGAGGUCAUCUUUGACAGCCUGGCAGUUGAGUAGAAAUGAUGCACCGAAUUGGGCCUGUGCAUGUGGUCCGAGUUAUCAGAGUUUGCCUCAGAAAAGCAAGUGUGAAGGGGCCCUUCGCAUGCAAAGCAGUUGAAGGGUUGCAGUUGAUUCAUCCCACACUCGGUUUACAGUACGAUGAGGGAGCCCUCGGCAAUCGCAGUUUCCAGGUAGCGCCUCUUUUGUCAUUGUCUUCGGGGAUGAAAAGACUUGAACGAUAGGAUUCUAUAGCUCAGUGGCAGAUUCAGAUCGUAGCGUCUCUGGAUAGAAGGUUUUGCCUAAGACCUUUGAUUACUGUCGCCAAAAUAUUUGACUGGUUAGAACAACAGCCUGACUAAGGGCCAGUUCUCUCAUCAUGGGUUAAUUAAUCAAGGAUUUAUUGAUUUAUGGGGGAAGUGCACCUCCUAAAAGCCCCUUUUGUUUUCCGUGAACAACCUGUCAGCUUGAUUGGAGGUAGUGAGACUCACAUGCAAAGCUAGGUGGUUGGGUUGCUUAGGGUCUAAAAACUUAGUAGUUAACACAACAAUGAACCAUGGGUUAACCACUGGGUUGUUUAGCCCCUAGACAACCCUUUUGUUUUGGGUUCACAUGUUGGGUGCCACUUUAAAUCUCUACCUUGAGUCAGGAUGGCACUAAUAAUCCUGAAACUGUGAGCUAAAAGCUGCCAUGGCUAUUUCACUGCUUGCCCUUCUAUGGAUGAUGUCUGUUUGUAUCAACUGCUAGUAACAAUCAAAGCUAGGAAAGGUGAGGAUCUUGGUCUUGCUGGUCCUUUCAGACCUUGCUGAGCAGGUACUAGGGAUCAACAGACACAGUCUGAUCUUGUAUCAAGUUUCUGUGGUGCCCAAGGUUUGUUUGAAAUGCUCCUUUGUCUUGCUCUCUGGAAUCAUAUUGCCAAUACAGUUCUUACCGCUUGGUGUUUGUAUUUUCAAAAAUGUGGCUAUCAGAUGCCAAAUUUUUGGCAGGGUUUGGUGAGAUUGUCUGUUGCUUUAAAGCACAGAGAGAUCAGUGAGGCUUAAGCAAGAGGGAGGGGUAGGGGGAACCCUGAAUGAAGGGCUGUGUUCUUUGCAGGGCAAAAGUGACGUCAGCGCAACUUAGACAAAAGUUCAGCCACUUGGACUCUGCAGCUCGGCCUGGGACGAGGUCCAAGUUUCCACACCGUUGUGAAAUGCUGUUGCUUAAAAAGAACUUCAAACUGUAGAGGCAGCCAGACAUUAAUAGUUCCCUUUUUUGGGAAGCAAAUCAGGAAAGCCUGCAGAGGCACACAGAGCCUUUGCAUAAAACCCUCUUCUCCCAGUUAGAAAGUGUGCAAGUUGCUUAGGACAAACCCAGCGAUCGCCACAGGAAAGAAACUGCCGCAGAACCAGGGUGCACUCGUACCCCCUCGCUCCCUCCUCUGUCAUUGCCAGUCGAACAAGCAGCCAGCUGCUCUCGCUUCUUCCCCGGAGCUGCUUUCUUUAAACCCUUGGAAAGAGCUCAGCUUUUGCAAUUGGAGCCGCUGCUUUGAAAGUUCCAGUGUUUGGUGGCCGCUUCACAGGGUUCGCUUUUGAGACUUUUCCAUAAGGGUUUUUUCCCUUUAAUUUGCAGCUGGCAAGAACACCCAUCACCUAGGCCUGAGGAGCGAGUGCGUGUUUACUAGGAGUUGCUUGCUACAGAGUGGCUGCUUCGCAAACGCGGGGGAUCGGGCGACAAGGGCAGGUGGACACGUGUCCAUCCUCAGAAGAGAGGCGUCUGUGCCUUUCGUGUCUAGCAUGCAAUGCAGCACCCCUUCUCCAAGCAAGAAGAAAAGGGGUGUGAAAAGAGGAAGGCAUUCCUCUUAUGGUAAUACAGAAGAGUAGGCCUUUGCUGUAGCAUUUCACCUCCUUUUAGCUGGAGACCAGUUUCAGAGCAGCAGUUGGAGUAUUGGACUGGGAUUCAGGAGAUUCCUUAUUCAGCCAUGAAAUUCACUGGGCAAGCCACUGAUUCUUAGCCUGGCCUACCUCACAGGGUUGCUGUGAGGAUAAAAUGGAGAGGCAGAAGCGGAUUUGGUUCCUUGCAGAAAGGAGGCAGGAAAGAAAUUUAUUAUAACCAGUUGUCCAUUUGGCCGUUUACUAUCCCAAAAUGGGUUGUUGCAAAGCCUUACCAUAGCCUUCCCCAACCCAGUGCCCUUCAGACUCAUGGGACAUUUCCUGCUGGGAAUGAAUGGGAGUUGUAGUCCAACAGGCUAGAUAAAAGCCCCAGCUUCUUCCUUGCCCCUGGAUUGGCCCCGGGAUGCAGAUGCUAUUUUCAUGUGGGAGGGCGGAUGUGACCCAGGACCUUCCAGGAGCUGACCCCUCUGCUCAGCCAGUCCCAACGCCAUGUUUGCUCUGUCUCCCUGGCCCUUGGGGCUGGGGCAGUUCCCCUGUGAGGGAAGGCGACAACAUCUGGGUCGCUUUGCUUAGGAAAAAGUAGAGUGAGGGGAGACAUGAGAGGGGUCUGCAGAAUCAUGCACGGCAUGGAGAAAGCGGGGAGGGAGAGCUCGCUUUCUCUCGGGACACCGAAACCCAGCGAGGUCACUCCAGGAAGCCGAUGGCGGUAGAUUCAGGACAGAGAAAGGGAAGGAUGCUCUUCGCUCAGCACUUAGCGAAGCUGUGGAAUUCUUCGUGUUGAGGCCAAAAAAAAAAAAAACCCCUCUUGUUCGUCAUGUGACCGUGAAAGGGAGAAGCAACAACAGCAAGUCAUUCUAUAUAUAUAUAUAAAAGGACUCUUGAAUGUGCGCCAUAAGCCAUAGAGGACAAACCCAUCUCCAGCGAGGAGCAACUGCCACAGCGAUGCUCCCGGCACAUUUUUAUCAUGAGUGGUAACAGAAAACAUCAGAGCAGGAAACAUUACUCAAUAAAAGCAGGACACAUCCAUUGAACAGGGAGAACAUCAUCAAGAGGAAACAUUCCGUUACUUUUGUACACGGUUAUCUUGACCCACACUUCCUUUUAGGAUAUUUUGUGUCAAAACAUCUGCCUCCAGGCUUAUUUUUACGAAUUCUGACCUCCUUGGCAGAGGUUUAUGUUAUAUUUUUGACCCGCUUGUGUCUCUCUGACGUACCAUUAAGCAACUGACCCUUGUUUUUGGUCCUCGGGAACAAUUCUGUUCUUUCAGUUGCCACAAGAUUUAAGGAUGGGCUCCAAGUUGCAUGGCUUUAAAAAGGGACCGAACAAAAUCCCGGAGGAGAAGGCGAUCUGGGGCUCAUGGUCCAAAUGCCCAUAUGCUACUCCAGCAUUAGAGGCAAUAUCCCCAUGUACACAAGGUGCUGGGGAACAUGGGCGUGAGGGUGCUCUUGCGCUCAGGUACUGCUUCUUGGACAGCAGUGGGCAGAAAGCUCGCCUGGAGAAAUGCAUGGUCUAAUUCAGGAGGGGUUUUCUUGUGUUCAUCAGCUUGUAUGGCGAUCCUUCUGCACCCAGGCUUGGGCUGCUGCUGCUGCUGCUUCUGUUUGCCAUGCCAUUUUAUCUCCUCCGUAUCCGGCCUUGAAGCAACGAUUAAUUGAUGUCUGGCUAUGAAUGCUGUUCGUCUGACGUCACCCGAUCCACGGGGAUUCCCAGGAGUCUGUGUGGUUGCGCCAUGAGUCCUGAUCCAGGAAAGGCACGAUCAGGAGUCCUCCUGGCUACAGACAUGGUGUCUGUGUCACUUCUCCCACAUCCCUGCCCUGUGCGCUCCCGCUAUUUCCAAAGGAAGCCCCAGCACAGAUGAGAACAUGCAUUUUUGUGAUGCUUCACAAGGCCAGUUUGGAUCAGGUCCAAGGUAUAGCGAUACAUGUUGAAGUGCAGGUACUCAUCCUAUCAGAGCAACCCCCUCCAGGAAGGACCAAAAAUUGAGGCAGCUGUGGCAAGCCAGUUUUCAUCUAUCCUGGGAACAGAUCUUUUGUGAAGCUAGUGACUGCGUUCAGACAGCAACUCGGCCUUUGAGUGUGGGUUGUCAUUUAAUCAUGGGUUAUUGUUGAAAGGUAGGUUGUUGCAUUGUCUGAACCCAGCUCAGAUAACAAACUCUUGAGAAUGACUCACAACCCAACAAACCACAGGUUCUCUUCAUGGGCUGUUUGUGAUUAACAAGCCGUGGCCUGCUUACCCAGUUGGGUUCAGGCAACACAAUAAUCACAAUACCCUUGAAUGUGGUUUGUCUGAAUCCAGUGGGCCUUAACAGCUUGUUCAAGUCCAGAUCACUCCAGAGUAACUUGCAGGAUAACAAGAACCAGUAUAGUACUGUUGGAAAUACUUCUCUCCCGUCCUCCUCCGGCUAUGUGAAAAUUAAAGCUAAGCUCAGAGGAAAAGGGGAAUUCUGAAGAGGUGACAGAUGACAUCAAGUCCUCACUAAGGAAAAAGUACCAGUCCAUGAAUCCUGUGAGCCCCUGGUUCCACAACUCCAUUUCCCAAGUCUCGGCAGUCAUUCACAGCAACAUGGAUGUUAUUUUAAGCCACACUGAGGUGGCUCUGUAUGACCUUGUUCCAACCCUAAAAAGUGCAAAAGUCAUGCGGCAUCUUAAAAAGUAGGAACACCAUUGUGGCCAAAGCAGAAUUCUCCAAUUUUUCCAGAAGGCCAGAUAGAAUAAAAGCCCCUUGGUGACAUUUUGAAAUCAUUUAGUCAUUUAGAGAUGGGCAGAGACAGAACGGUUUGAAAUCUUGCAGCUGGGUCAAACUCUUCAGCCAUUUGGACAUGCCCUUGGAAUACAUGCCUGAGAAAGGCUGUUCUUUUCCGAUUUCCAACUCUGAUGUAAAUGCAUCUUAAAUGCCACCAAGAUGGGCUCAAAAGCUGGGCUGCAUCCUUCCUUUCAAACAAUGUACAAUCCUUCAUAAUGUUUGUAUUGCUUUCUUUAAAAAAAAAAACUUUUUUUAAAAAAAGGAAAGCAACCAACAGCAACAAAGACUUCUGUGAUGUGUGUGUGUGUGUUGCAAUUUUAGAAUUUAUUUGCAUACACAAUUUUUUAAAAAUGUUUAAUAGUAAUUCAUAUAAUAAAGUCACGUUGUACUCUCUUAAA
Varanus komodoensis (Komodo dragon) is the source of this 9404-nucleotide messenger RNA. It is a transcript of the gene CUEDC1, whose product is annotated as CUE domain containing 1. The record is from RefSeq and is a predicted model, not a curated record. The transcript has 12 exons. Gene Ontology annotation, molecular function: ubiquitin binding. The coding region runs from base 2323 to 3447 and encodes 374 amino acids. NCBI's taxonomy places the organism in Eukaryota, Metazoa, Chordata, Lepidosauria, Squamata, Varanidae.